AUGGGGGAUGGUGUUUAUGCAUGGAAUAAAUCUGUUGGUACCCUGGGAGAGGGGUCCAAUAUUCUUCAACCGCUGACUGAGAUGGAUGGGGUCCCUGUUCUUAUCUGUUCCUAUUGUUGUUACUGUCUCGUGUGGUCUAGUCUGGGUCUCCGUUACAGUCCCUUUAGUGAUAGUCCUUCAACCAAUAACCCACUUUAUAGAGGCUGGAUGUGCCACUAA
Molecule: messenger RNA, 219 nt
Organism: Nezara viridula (southern green stink bug)
Lineage: Eukaryota; Metazoa; Arthropoda; Insecta; Hemiptera; Pentatomidae
Source: the annotation of a GenBank genome assembly